AAAUAAACAAACCCUCCAUCAGUUGAUCAACGUUGUCUCUAUUCAGCUCAGAGAUGUUUAAUAAUCAACAAGGAAAACGGCCAAGGUUGUCGUUUGAUACGAAACCGCAUCUUUCUCAAUUGGCUGUGGGUAAAAAUGCACGGGCAUCGAUUGCCACCUCGUCUCCUUCUAAAUCUAAGACAUAUGCUCAAAAGACAGCUUCCUCCAACCAAAAGUCUUCGAACUUGGCCUCUGAUCAAGAAUCGAAUAUAUCUGUGUAUGUGAGAUGCAGAUCGUUGAAUGAAAGGGAGCUUGAUGAAAACGCUGGCAAAGUGAUCUCUACAAAUGGGCAUAUGAAGAAAGAGGUGAUUGUCAAAAGUGCAAGGGAAAAGACGUAUACUUUUGAUAGGGUGUUUGGCCCUGAGAGUGACCAAGAGAUGAUAUACGAUGGUGUCGCAAAACCUUUGCUCCAAGAGAUGCUACAGGGCUAUAACUGCACUGUUUUUGCAUACGGUCAGACAGGUACUGGUAAGACGCACACUAUGAGUGGUGAUAUCCAAAUGUCAAACAACAGAAUUGCGGAGAAUGCUGGUAUAAUCCCUAGAACUUUACUCGACUUGUUCAGGUCCCUUGAGAAGAACUCUGAGUUCACGGUAAAAGUUUCCUUUAUCGAACUAUAUAACGAAGAAUUAAGAGAUCUUCUCAUAACAAAGGACUCUGAAGAUCGGAAAGUUAGAAUCUUUGAUGACCCUGAAAAAAAAAGUAUCGUUGUCCAAGGAAUGGAAGAGGUAUUCAUCAAGAAUGUCUCUGAAGGUAUGAAUGUAUUGAUGAGAGGAUCUUAUAACAGACAAGUGGCUGCUACAAAAUGUAACGACUUAUCUUCAAGGUCCCAUAGUGUGUUCGCUAUCACUGUUCAUAUGAAGGAGAUCGAUCCCAUCUCAGGUGAAGAAUAUCUCAAAAUUGGUAAACUAAAUUUGGUGGAUUUGGCAGGUUCUGAGAAUAUCAGCAGAUCUGGUGCGGAAAAUAAACGAGCUCGAGAAGCUGGAAUGAUCAAUCAAAGUCUUUUAACUUUGGGAAGAGUUAUCAAUGCACUUGUCGACCAAUCACCACACAUUCCUUAUAGGGAGUCUAAAUUGACUAGGCUUUUACAGGAUUCUUUGGGAGGACGUACAAAGACAUGUAUCAUUGCUACUAUCUCACCAUCAAAGGCGUCGUUAGAUGAAACUGUUAGCACGUUGGAAUAUGCUAACAGAGCUAAAAGUAUCAAGAAUAAACCCCAACUGAAUCAAACAAUGUCAAAGAAGAUGAUGAUUAAGGAAUACGUUCAAGAAAUUGAGAGACUACGGAAUGAUUUGAACGCAACAAGAGAUAAGAAUGGUGUAUACGUCUCAGAUGAGCAUUGGGAUAAGAUCAUGUCCGAGAGUGAAAAUAGAAAGAAUCAGGUUGAUGAUCAAAAACUCAGAAUUGAUGUGCUAGAGGAAAAGAUCAGGAAGUCAAAAAAGGAUUUCGAAGACCAGAUGGAAUACAUCAAAGAAGUGGAAGACGAAAUUGAGAUUGCCAAAAGAGAGAGGAAAAUUUCAAUGGAGAAACUUGAGGAAUGCUCCACCAAAUUGGUCAGUACUGAACGCGAACUAAAGAUUGAAGCACUCUGGAAUAAGAACCUUGUUGAAACCGAAAAAGAGCUGGCAGAUGCAUAUAACUUGGUGAAUUCCACCCUUCAGGAAACAAUCAGUAUUAGAGAAGAACUUUAUGAUAGAAUUGCCAAAAAGCAUGACCUCGAAGAUGAAAAUGUGAUAUCUUUGGAGACAUCUAAAACUCACAUCAUUUCCCAGACAAAAAUUUUCACUGAAAAUGCAUCUCGUUUAUAUGAUGAUAACAAAAUACUGGGAGCUGCGCUUAAUGAUGGCUUUCAAAGCUUUGUCAAUUCGCAUCAGUCAAAGAUUGAAAAGAAAUGUAACGGUAUAAAGGAAAUUGGUCAUGACAUGGAGUCACUGGCUGGCUCUUCAGUGAACACGCUCACCAACAGCUCAAAAGAGGUAUCUGAUCUUAUCGGUGUUUCAAAGCUUCAGAACCAAGAAAUGCAUGACUCAGUCACAAAUGAAGUAUCCAGUUUAAGGUCUGAUGUCAUGAAUAUGGCUGGAGAUAUAAACAAAAAGAUUGGGGAAAUCGAUGGAAUUCUUGCCUCUGGGAGUGUUACUUUGAAAUCCAAAGUGGAUGAGAAUCUUAAGAGUGUUACAAAAGUAUUGGAAGAAAAGGAUGAGAUUGUUGUCACUGCAACUUUGGCAACAAAUGAAGCCAACCACGAGAUACGCUCAAAACUCGAAGAUGAGAUUGCUGAGCUCAAAAGAUGGAAAGAAUCUGAGAUGGAGAACCGUCAACGGUCACAGAAUGAGUUGAUGUCGCAAAUAUCUUCUCUUAUAAGUGCUCAUGAUAUAAAAGCGCAACAGAGAUUUGAUGAACAGUUGAGCUCGUUCAUUCCUAAAUUUGAUCGUAUUACCGAAAAACAAUCUCAAAUGACAAGUGAUUUGGAGAAAUUUAUCGAAAACAAAUGGAAACCAACUAUUAGGGACUCAAGAGCCCAGGUUGAGGAUAGCUUUUCCUGUUUGAAGGGUGACAUUGAAGGUAAUAUGAAAGUGGACCUAGGUCCAAUUAACAAUGCGGUUGUUGAUAUUGUUCAUAAACAGUGUUUGUCUUUUGAGAAUAUUUCCCAAGAGUUACAAACAAAGACAGCAGCAUUGGAUGAAUGUCUUUCAAAGGUCGGCACUCUUGUUGGUAGCUCUUGUGAUAUAACUCAAGGUGAGCUUCUAAAAUUGAAAUCAAUGAUUGGUGAAUCCUUAGGAAAGAUUCAAGCUGCCUUUAUCAAAUCUGGUAAGGCCAUCGAAUCUUCAAAGGCACAAGUCGUUGAUACUUAUCUUAAUAGGCAAGACGAUUUUGUGAAGUCAUACAGGGACUCAACAUGUGUCGAUGUCAAUAAUCUCAAUGAUUAUGUCAAUAAAGUUGGAUACUCAAGGGACGAUGAGCCAAUUCCAAAGAGGCAAAAGAUCACAGUUCCUACAUUGCAGAGCUUACCAAGGGCAUUGUCACGCCAACAGAUCAUUGCAAAGCAUCAGACUGAGUUGGAUGGACAACCUCAGAAGAAAAUGCCAUUGUCCUCAAUCGACGUCAACUCCAAUGUUCCCGAUACUGAUAGUAAAACUGCUCCACCCACUGAAACAUCACAGCAAAUGGAACUACACUAAGAGUCGUGUGUAUAAGAACUGAAAUAUAUAACAUGUACUAUAAACGAACAGUAUAAAAAGGAGGUUUGAUUUAAUGGGGAAUAAUCCUUACAAUGGGCUCACACAGUUCAGCUCCGGAC
Williopsis jadinii is the source of this 3337-nucleotide messenger RNA. It is a transcript of the gene KIP1, whose product is annotated as Kip1p. Gene Ontology annotation, molecular function: microtubule binding; ATP binding; plus-end-directed microtubule motor activity. The record is from RefSeq and is a predicted model, not a curated record. Lineage: Eukaryota; Fungi; Ascomycota; Saccharomycetes; Phaffomycetales; Wickerhamomycetaceae. Gene Ontology annotation, biological process: mitotic spindle assembly; microtubule-based movement. The coding region runs from base 54 to 3218 and encodes 1054 amino acids. Gene Ontology annotation, cellular component: spindle microtubule; nucleus. The transcript has a single exon.